Molecule: messenger RNA, 4250 nt
Organism: Mangifera indica (mango)
Lineage: Eukaryota; Viridiplantae; Streptophyta; Magnoliopsida; Sapindales; Anacardiaceae
Product: trafficking protein particle complex subunit 8
Biological process (GO): endoplasmic reticulum to Golgi vesicle-mediated transport; protein localization to phagophore assembly site
Cellular component (GO): cytoplasmic vesicle; TRAPPIII protein complex; phagophore assembly site
Molecular function (GO): protein binding
Source: RefSeq, a predicted model, not a curated record
UAAUCCUCGUGACUCAAUUUGACACUGGGCGGUCAAGAUCCGAUCUGCCAAAUCAAAUCGAAUCGAUAUUCUAACUCGCGGCCGCCAACCAAGUGGAAGAGGAUGAUGGAUCCGGCUACCACACAGCUCGGUAAAAUGCUGCUGGACGAGAUCACGCCCGUCGUCAUGGUGCUCCGUACUUCUCUCGUCGAAGAAUCUUGCCUCAAGAACGGCCUCUCUUUGGCCCAGAUGCUCUCUCCUUUCUGCAACUUCACUAACAUCGACGUGCCGGUAAGGACUGCAAGUGAUCAACCCUACAGGCUACAUAAAUUCAAGUUACGAUUGUUUUAUGAGUCUGAUAUUCGUCAGCCAAAUUUAGAGGUAUCAAAGGAGCGUUUGAAGCAAGUUAUUGCCCAGGCUGGGGAGAAAGACUUUUCUGAAUUGGGUUCAGACCCUCCUCAAAUUAGUAAUGUAGUUGGUAGAUCUGAAUCUGAAAUUUUGCCAUCUUGGUUUCAGAUUUUUAAUAAAGAGCUCAUACAUACAGUGUCCUUUUCAGAGCAUGAAGCUUUUGACCAUCCUGUGGCAUGUCUUCUGGUUGUUUCUUCUCAGGAUGAACAGCCUAUCAACAAAUUUGUUGAUCUUUUCAACACCAACAAGAUGCCCUCUCUUAUUAAUGAUGGUGCGAUGGACCCAAAGAUUAUGAAGCAUUAUUUAUUAGUGCAUGAUAAUCAAGUUGGAUCUUCAGAGAAGGCAACUAAAGUCUUGAGUGAGAUGAAAAGUACUUUUGGCCCUAAUGAUUGCCACUUGCUGUGCAUUAAUUCUUCUCAAGAUGGUGAAAUGGAACAUCAAGAUAACCCUUGGGCUUCUUAUAAAUCUGAUGCUUCACCUAGUCAGCGUCUUGGUUGUUUCCUUAACAUUGAUGAUUUUAAUGAGAUAAAAGAUCUAAUGCAAGAAUUAACAUCUAAACACGUUAUUCCUUACAUGGAGCAAAAGAUACGUGCACUUAACCAACAGGUUUCUGCUACAAGGAAAGGUUUUCGAAACCAAAUAAAAAACUUAUGGUGGAGGAAAGGAAAAGAAGACACAUUAGAUUCCUCCAAUGGUCCUAUGUAUACAUUCAGCUCCAUUGAAUCUCAGAUUAGAAUAUUGGGCGACUAUGCCUUCAUGUUACGAGAUUAUGAGCUUGCAUUGUCAAACUAUCGCUUAAUAUCCACAGAUUACAAGCUUGAUAAAGCCUGGAAGCGCUAUGCUGGUGUGCAGGAAAUGAUGGGGCUUGCAUACUUCAUGUUGGAUCAAUCGAGAAAGGAAGCGGAGUAUUGCAUGGAAAAUGCAUUUAGUACUUAUUUGAAAAUUGGGUCAUCGGGCCAGCAAAAUGCCACAAGGUGUGGUCUUUGGUGGGUAGAGAUGCUAAGGACACGAGAUCAGUAUAAAGAGGCUGCCACCGUUUACUUCCGUAUCUGCAAUGAGGAACCUUUACAUUCAGCUGUUAUGCUUGAGCAAGCAUCUUAUUGCUAUUUGUUGUCAAAGCCACCAAUGUUAAACAAGUAUGGUUUUCAUCUUGUUCUUUCUGGCGAUCGUUAUAAAAAAUGUGAUCAGAUCAAACAUGCAAUUCGUACAUAUCGAAGUGCCGUCUCUGUUUAUAAAGGGACUACAUGGAGUCACAUCAAAGAUCAUGUCCAUUUUCACAUUGGACAGUGGUAUGCUUUUCUUGGAAUGUAUGAUGUUGCUGUUGCGCACAUGUUAGAGGUCCUGGCCUGUAGUCAUCAGUCCAAGACAACCCAAGAGCUUUACCUGAGGGACUUUCUUCAAACUGUUCAGAAAACAGGUAAAACAUUUGAGGUACUGAAACUUCAGUUGCCGAUUGUCAAUGUUUCAUCACUUAAGGUCUUUUUUGAAGAUCAUCGAACAUAUGCAUCAGCAGCAGCUGCUAGUGUUAGGGAAAGUUUGUGGAGUUUGUUAGAGGAGGACAUUAUUCCAUCACUGUCUACUGCUAGGAGUAAUUGGCUGGAACUACAGUCAAAGCUUAUCCCUAAGCAAUACAAAGAAUCAAACAUUUGUGUGGCAGGAGAAGCAGUAAAAGUUAAUAUUGAAUUCAAAAAUCCUUUGCAAAUCCCUAUUUCCCUCUCGAGUGUUACUUUGAUAUGCGAGCUUUCUCCAAAAUCUGAUGAAGCAAAUACUGAUGCAUGUAACUCAACCAUUGAGCUUCAAAAAGAGGAAGAAUUAAGAAGUUCUACUGCCAUAGGGGAUAUGAGUUCUGGUGUUUCUUCAUUAACUUUGUCUGAGGCUGAUGUUCUGUUAGAAAGUGGUGAAGCAAUUUUGGUACAACUAACUGUUACUCCCAAGGUUGAAGGCAUUUUAAAAAUUAUUGGCGUUAGAUGGAAACUAUCAGGUUCUGUUGUUGGUUUGUAUAACUUCGACACUACGGUUGUCAAGAAGAAAAUUGCAAAGGGAAGACAAAGGACAAAGUCUUCUCCUAUCAAUGACUUGAAGUUUCUGGUUAUCAAGAGUCUACCCAAGCUUGAGGGCUUCAUUCGUCAUCUGCCAGAAAGAGCAUAUGCUGGAGAUUUGCGGCACUUAGUUUUGGAGUUGAAGAACCCAUCAGAAAUUUCUGUGAAGAAUCUGAAGAUGAAAAUCAGUCAUCCAAGACUCCUUUGUGUCGGGAAGCAGGAUGAAUUGAUGAAAAAAAUUCCUGCUUGCUUAGAAAGGAAGACAGUUGCUGAACAAAGUGGAGCUCUUGGCAACUCUCGUAAAAUGCCUCAAGCUCUGUUUGUAUUUCCAGAGGACAUUACAGUACAUGGCAACACUCCUUUAUUGUGGCCUCUCUGGUUUCGGGCUGCUGUUCCUGGAAAUAUUUCCUUGUUGAUAACAAUAUAUUAUGAGAUUGGAAAUAUGUCAAGUUUCAUAAAAUACCGAACCCUACGAAUGAGUUAUAAUUUGCAGGUUUUACCAUCAUUGAAUGUCACAUAUCAAAUUAGUCCCUGUCCAUUGAGAUUGCAGCAGUUCCUUGUGCACAUGGAUAUUUUAAACCAGACCAGUUCAGAGAGUUUCCAGAUUCAGCAGUUAUCAGCUGUUGGGGACCAGUGGGAAAUUUCGUUGCUUCAACCUUUUGAUGUCAUCUUUCCUUCAAAUUCUUUAUUUACUGGUCAAGCUUUAUCAUGUUUUUUCAUUCUUAAGAAUCAUGGCAAAUUGGUGACUUCUAAAGAUGAAAGCUCAUCUCUUUCCCCUCCUCUCCCCGGGAGUGAUGUAAAUCUUCAGGGAAGCAAUGACAUGCUUAUUGAUGUAUCUUGCUCACCUUUGGCUGAUUUUCACAAUUGUGAAAGGUCACAAGGAGUGUCUUCCCAGGAUGACACAAAUACAGUUGACUUCAUUUUGAUAUCUCGGCUGCCAAAGACUGAUGGGGUUUCCAAUUCACAAAAGCUAUUUUCUCACCAUGCAUGCCAUUGCAGUACAUUGAGCACAAGUCCAAUAACAUGGCUGAUUGAUGGACCUCAGACUACACAUCAUAAUUUCAAUGUUUCUUUCUGUCAAAUAAGUUUAAGGAUGACACUUCACAACUCAUCAGAUACAGUUGCGAAUGUGUGUGUCAACACCUUUGAUUCCCCAAGUGGUAGUGAUCAGUCAAGCGGUGCAAGCACAACACAAUCAUCUGUUCCUUCUGGAAACCAAUCAGGGUGGUAUGAAGUGCGUGCAUUGCCUGAAAUUAAAGUUACAUCAAGUAUUCCCAGAAUUGAAGUUGGAAAAUCGUCAUUACCAUUACCAGAAAGUGUUUCCCCUUUUAUUUGGUCUGGAUCAAGUGCUACAAGUGUCCGCCUUGAGCCUAAGUCAACAGCCAAAAUUCCACUCGCAAUUUGUGUAUUUUCUCCUGGAACAUAUGAUCUAUCAAACUAUUCAUUGAAUUGGAAUCUUUUGGGUGUUAAUGAUCAAGGAAGCAAAGAGGCAACUACGCAGUCUUCAGGUACCUGCCAAGGGUAUCCAUAUUUUCUGACCGUUCUACAAUCUGCUUGAACCUUUGGUUUUGUUGGCUGCCUUCCACCACUCUCAGGUAUGCCAUCCAGGAUGUAUUAAAUUUGUAACUUCCAUUUGUAAAUUAUUAUGUUUUGGUGUAUAUUUUUCUUGUUCUUUUUUACAACAAAAGGAAUAGUGAAAAAGCUUAGCAAAAGCAGGAAACAGGUGACGAUUCUUUUCUAGUUCUUCAAGAGUAAAAAUAAUUUACGUCCAGUUGAUGUAAUCGAACUCACCUUUGUUGAAUAGAGAUUUUGAACCAUUUUGCC